AUGGAUGCUGCCGAGCGAGCCUCUUCUUCUUCCGAGUCCUCUCAUUCCCACAGCGGCAUGGUUGGCGACGAAAUCGAGCCUGAGCGCAGCCAGCAGUUCGAGAUAUCCUCCACUGCCCACGCCGAGCCGCCUCCUAAGAAGAAGCGUACACGCACUUUGACGACUCCACAUCAAUCUGCCGUACUCCAUGCGCUGCUCGCUAAGUCACGAUUCCCUACUACUGCUAUGCGCGAAGAAGUUGGCCGGCAGAUCGGGCUCAGUGCUCGCAAAGUGCAGGUAUCUGUCAUCCAACUGACUGUGCCUCGAGUGUGCCGUGCUAACUAUCCAAAUUUUUCAUUUUUUGCAAUCCUGACCCCCUUUUCCACGUGGCGUAGAUAUGGUUCCAAGCAAAAAUCUCGGCGACCACAAGGUGGCAGCGCAACUGGCGGGGAAUCUGCGCAUCUUUCACAACCUGCCCAGUCGGCUUCGGGCUCGUCUUCGGGGUCAUUGCCAAACACGAGUACCUCAGCUCCCUCGGCGUCCUCCACUUUUACCCCCCCGCGAAGCAGCACCAACGUAUCACACUCCCAACCGUCCCCGCCGCCGCCAUUGUCUUUAUCUUCGGAUGUUUCACUUGCCAGUGGUCCCAGUGUAUCGAGCGUCGUUCCCGUAGCAAGGUCUGGGUGGCCCGCUAGCUCUCCAUCGUAUCAGCAUCGCCCCCCUACAUCCGCCCUAGAAUGGGAGGCAGCGCACUUUCCUUCUUCGAGUAUUCAAGGUUUGCCCACAGAAGUGCAUCUACAGCCAUCUCACGUUUCACGCCCGCCUCACUCGCAGCCCUCCCGCGAGUCCGUGGUGCAUGGUGGGACCCCUGGGAUGACGCCUCGUGUUCCUGUCAUCCUCACCACACCUCUUACAAGAGACGCAUCAUUGUCGUUGCAGCAGGCUUUCGAACUGGACGAUACAGAUGCAGGUGCUUCGUUGUCUGGCUCUCGUAGUACAGGGAGGGUUCUUCCACCGGUCAAUAUCAGCAGUUGGGAUCGUCCACUGCAGCAAUCACAGCAGCGCAACAGCCAUAGCCCCAGUUCCACCAGCGGCGGCGGUCCUACGGGUCCUAACAUCUCGGCAGUGAGGCCAUUUCCAUCGCGUACUGGGCCUUUAGCAUCGCCCUCCCAGCUACCAGUAAACGUCCAGGGUACUGGCAGGAGCAGCGGCACUGUAGCUGCAGGGUCGAGGCUGGCAGAUAUCCCAGCACCAUUUACGUUGCAGCCUCAGCCCCAGUGGGAUCCACGGGCGUUUACACCACAGCCUCGACCCAAUUUUUCGUCCUGGAUUGGGGGCCCCGUGUCGUCUUCGCCGUCGGUGAGCACUAGUGCGUACUAUCCUCGUCCAGCUAGACAGAGCUUCUCUUCGUUUGGCGGGUUUCCAUCGGGUGAACGUGUUGGUAGUGAACGUCGUGCCCUUUCACCUGGGCCGUCACCUGCGACGUCGUCGUCCCGUGCCCCCGGUAUCGGUGGAGGCAUGCAUCAACAUUCGCUCUCAGUGGGCGCUCCAAUUCCCUCGUCCUCGGUUCCGAUAUCGCGAUCGUUUGCGGUCCCUGGCGCGAGUGGCAGGGAACAGCAGCGCUUUCAUAUUCUGUCACCAACGACGCCUCACUCUCUUCCGUAUCGGCGGCAAACGACCCCGAACGAGGGGGGAAAGCAGGGGUAA
Pisolithus orientalis is the source of this 1686-nucleotide messenger RNA. RefSeq lists its product as uncharacterized. The record is from RefSeq and is a predicted model, not a curated record. NCBI's taxonomy places the organism in Eukaryota, Fungi, Basidiomycota, Agaricomycetes, Boletales, Pisolithaceae. Gene Ontology annotation, cellular component: nucleus. The transcript has 3 exons. Gene Ontology annotation, biological process: regulation of transcription by RNA polymerase II. Gene Ontology annotation, molecular function: sequence-specific double-stranded DNA binding; DNA-binding transcription factor activity, RNA polymerase II-specific. The coding region runs from base 1 to 1686 and encodes 561 amino acids.